Molecule: messenger RNA, 1158 nt
Organism: Coccomyxa subellipsoidea C-169
Lineage: Eukaryota; Viridiplantae; Chlorophyta; Trebouxiophyceae; Coccomyxaceae
Product: DnaJ-domain-containing protein
Exons: 9
Coding region: 1-1158 (385 amino acids)
Biological process (GO): protein refolding
Cellular component (GO): cytoplasm
Source: RefSeq, a predicted model, not a curated record
AUGCUGGACAACAGUGAGGCCGAGGCCGCCAGGGUGGCGGCAGAGCUCCAGGACAUGCGCAUGUAUCUCGAGGCUGAGGGCGACCUGGAAUCCAGCCUGUUCCUCAAAACACUCCAGGGCAUGCUUCACCACACUCUGCUCAAGGAUGCUGGAAAGCUGGAGGGCAUGUACCAGCAAGCACUCAACCGCAUCUGCAACCAGGCACGCCUCUCCCCGCAUGCCUUCAUACCACAUGCGCGGCACUCUGGUCAAAUUUUGGUGGCUGGGAGCGAGUGGAGGCUGACGGAGGAGGGCAAGAACGCGGAGCUGCCAGACGAGGAGCCCAGCUUCUCCACCUGGGAUGAUGUCAUGGGCAAGAAGGGGCGCGCCAGUUCUGGCUCCCAGGCAUCCACUAGCGCUCCAGUCAACUCUGGCGCAGGCGUCAGGGACACCACCUUCUACAGGCUAUUGGAGGUGGCAGAGAGUGCCUCAGCGGCAGAGAUCAAGGCGGCGUACCGUGCAAAGGCACUGAAGGUACAUCCGGACGUGAGUUCAGCGCCGGACGCGACGGAGAAAUUUGCAGAGCUGAGUCAUGCUUAUGAUGUGCUGUCAGACGCGACGGCGCGGUCCCUCUAUGACAGAUUUGGACCAGAAGGCAUGAAGCAGCAAGCAGGCGCCGACUCCGGCCGCGGCAAUGCUCGGGAGGCAUGGGAUGAGUUCAAGCCCUACAAGAAGGAGAACAAGAGGACCAAAGCGCGGGAUGCAGCUCGUGCCUCAGUUUCCAUGGACGACGCAGAUGCACAAGUGGCAGACGACGGGCUUCCACAGUUUGGAGACGUGGUUGAGUAUCCGCUGCGGGAAAUUGAGAUGCGGGAACUGCAGGACGGCCGCACAGCCGGGGUGGGCUUGGUGGUGGGGCGCAACAUGGACAGAGGAGAUGCGAAGAAGCUGCCGCCUGAUCAGUUGGACCUCUGUGAGAUAGAGCCUCUGCGCCAGGAGGAGACUGGCUCUGAGAGGUGGUUUCCGGACGACUUGGGCAUCCCAUCCUUUGCGCGGCUGGGGGAGCUCAGGAAACUGCCGGUGCUGGACUAUGACGGCCGGUAUGACAUAUGGGUCAUCAAUGCCCCCUUGUCUGAGGGGUGUGGGGGGCCAGAACUGCCAGAGGAGAUCAUGCUGUGA